AUGGCUCCAAUACAACAAUCGCUCACUCCUCCAACUAACGUUUCUCCAGUUGAAUUAUCAAAUCAGAUAGCUCUUGGUGAAUUUAUAUUCUAUAGAAUAUCUCAAGCAAACCCAAAACUUAAAACAAUAUUUGGUAUUCCUGGUGACUUUAAUGUCGAUUUGUUAGAACAUGUCUACUCUCCAAUUAUCACCAACAAACAAAUCAAAUUGAUCAAUCCUUGUAAUGAAUUGAAUGGUGCGUAUGCUGCUGACGGUUAUUCCAGAGCUAUUGGUGGAUUAAGUGUCUUUAUUUCAACUUAUGGUGUUGGUGAAUUGUCUGCUAUUAAUGGUAUUGCUGGUGCAUUUGCAGAAUAUUCUCCGGUAUUGCACAUUGUUGGUACCACUUCAAUCAAAGAUAGAUUGAAGGCAGAUACAGGUGUUUUCAACAUUCAUCAUUUGGUUCCUAACAUCGACUCGUUAAAGUCUCCUGAUCAUGAUGUUUAUAAAUCAAUGGUGGAAAAAAUUUCUGUUAUCCAAGAAACAUUGGAUUUUGAUGUUACUCAAAAUUUGAUAAAGAUUGACAGGAUUUUAAAGAAAAUUAUCCAAGAAUCUAGACCAGGGUAUUUGUUUAUACCAUGUGAUGUUCCAGAUAUUAAAGUAGAUACAAAUCAAUUGUUCUUGAACCCAUUUACUGCUGACACAAAGUAUACCAAGCUGGCCUUGGCAGUUGAAGUUUUGGAAGAUGUUACCGACAACAUUCUUGAAAAAUUCUACCAAUCAUCAAAACCAUCUAUAUUUUCCGACUGUUUGACUUCAAGAUUUGGUUAUCAAAAAGAACUUGAUAAGUUCAUCAAUAAAGUACCAAAAACUGUUAGAUUGUUUUCAUCAAAUCUUUCUCGAAAUUUGGAUGAGACUCAAAGCAACUUUGUCGGAGUUUAUAAUGGUAGAGGCUCUUCUGAUGUUUAUGUCAAGCAAGAAUUUGAAUCAUCUGAUUUCAUUUUGGUGUUGGGAUUGUUUGACAAUGAAAUGAAUAGUGGUGGUCAAACUACUAAUUUCAAGAAUGCCAAGGCUUCUGUUGUUGUUCAUCCAGACUAUAUAAAGAUCAAUCAUCAAAUCUACCACAUCAAACAAAAUGAUGGUGAAAGAUUAUUCACAUUGGGAGAAUUACUUGAAUUUUUAACCUUCAAAUUAAACCCAUCCAAAGUAUCAGCAUUGCCAUCUGACAUUUAUCAAUUUAUACCACAAUCCCAAUGCAAUAUGUCUGAUUUACCAUCCAACUAUAUUCCCCAAGGUAAACUCAUUGAUUAUUUCAACAACUCCCUUCAGCCAAAUGAUUUAGUCAUCUUAGAAACCAUGUCAUUUGUAUUUGCGCUCCCAGAUUUGAAAUUCCCAUCAAAAACGCAAUUGUUAACUUCUCCAUUCUAUGGAUCAAUUGGUUAUGCUGUUCCUGCUGCAUUUGGAGCAACUGUUGCUGUCAAUGAUUUAGGUUCUACCAGAAGAAUCAUUGUUGUACAAGGUGAUGGUGCAGCACAAAUGACUGCACAAGAAUUAUCAAGUUAUGUAAGAUAUAAGGAUAUUUUACCAAAUAUGCCACAAAUAUUCUUGGUUAACAACGAUGGAUAUUCAAUUGAACGUAAAAUAAGAGGUCCAACUAGAUCAUAUAAUGAUAUUAAUGGAAAAUGGAAAUGGGCUGAUUUAUUAGGUGUGUUUGGUGGUGUAAAGGGGAAGAUGUAUGACUCCUGGGUGUUGAAUAAUACUGAUGAAUUUGAAACUUUCUUCAAUGGUAAACCUAAACCAAAUUCUAGUAAAUUACAAUUCUAUGAAUUGAUUGCUGGUAAAUUUGAUGUCCCACAAAGAGUAGACAACAUGAUGUGCAAGAAUUAG
Messenger RNA from Candida tropicalis MYA-3404, 1863 nucleotides. It is a transcript of the gene ARO10, whose product is annotated as phenylpyruvate decarboxylase. Bases 1 to 1863 code for a protein of 620 amino acids. Gene Ontology annotation, molecular function: carboxy-lyase activity; thiamine pyrophosphate binding. The record is from RefSeq and is a predicted model, not a curated record. The transcript has a single exon. Lineage: Eukaryota; Fungi; Ascomycota; Pichiomycetes; Serinales; Debaryomycetaceae.